Pungitius pungitius (ninespine stickleback) is the source of this 2121-nucleotide messenger RNA. It is a transcript of the gene lurap1, whose product is annotated as leucine rich adaptor protein 1. The record is from RefSeq and is a predicted model, not a curated record. Bases 453 to 1448 code for a protein of 331 amino acids. The transcript has 2 exons. Gene Ontology annotation, biological process: positive regulation of canonical NF-kappaB signal transduction; positive regulation of cytokine production. NCBI's taxonomy places the organism in Eukaryota, Metazoa, Chordata, Actinopteri, Perciformes, Gasterosteidae.
GCGACAUGAUGUAAUUGCAGCUGAUUUCGCAGUCUGGCAGUCUCCUCUCCUCUCUCACUCUGCGGCUGCUGGUCGCUGUCAUCAUGCAGGUGGAAUCUGCGCAAUGGAGCUCAGCGUAGGGAUGCAGCGCCGUGCAGAGAACCACAGACACCGGGACUAUUAGUAUUAUUGCGUCUGCUUUAACUUUGCUAUGAUAUACGGACCUCAGCUGUUUGACACCAAUGCCAAUGCAGCUAAACUUGGAGUUUGCUUAAAGGCUUGUGGUUGAGCGGUGCUGAUGCUGUCAGCUGCUGUCCGGGUGUCCUGGCGCAGUCUAACUCAGCUGGCAUCGCAGAGGAUGCGGGUCGUCCCCGUGGGAAGUGACUCUCACGGUUUGAAAGGCGACACUUUACAAGAAACGAAAAAGACGUAAUCCUGCGGAUUGCUUUUGCCCGUUGAAACGCGCGAACGCGAUGGAUGAGUGCACCGCCGACGAGACCAUCCCGGACCUGAAAGACAUCGAGGGGAAAAUCGGAAGGAAGACCCCCGAAGCUUUGCUCAGGGGGAUGCGGGAAGAGGCGCCUUCUCUCCGGGGAGAAGCCAAGCAGACCCACGGUCCGAGUGAAGGGACCGGAAAGAAGGGUUUGGAUGAAAAGAUCAGGAUAUUGAAGAUGGAGAUGGUUCACUUGCGCUCGGUCGACGUGAAGCUCUUACAUCAGCUGCUGGCGGUCCACGAAGGCAUCGAGGCGCUGAAGUGGCUGCUGGAGGAGCGCAGCACUCUGACGAGCCGCUGCAGCAGUCUGACCAGCAGCCAGUACAGCCUGGGCGAGGGCCUGGACACCUCCUGGAGAGGCUCCUGGAGCAGCCUGCAAGACCCCAACGACAAGCUGGAUAACAUCUCCGUUGGCAGCUACCUGGACACGCUGGCGGAUGACAUGGAUGAGUACUGCCCCUCCGGGUCGGAGUCUGUCAUCUGCUCCACCGCGCUCUUUCCAGAGGCCGCCGCUGGAGGCCGGACAGCGGGAGGCCCCGGGGGCGCGGCUGGGGUAGGGGUGAGUGGGACGAAGGGCAAAGGGGGCGCAGGGGUCCCGGGUGUCUCAGGGGAUGCUGUGGCGGCAGAUGGAAAACCAGCCGUCGCUGUCAGCUCCGCGCCGGCCAAGUCCGAGGGCCCCAAGCAGCACAUCUGGACAACGCCUUCGGAGGGCGUCGAAGGAAGCCCCGUCCUCAAGGAGAAAACCCGGGCGCAAGUGGUUAAAGCCAAUGGUGCGCAGGAGAAGACGGUCACGCACUCAGGCAGCCCGACGCGCGCCAUCGACGAGAAGCGGCAAAGCGGUCCGACCCCCAAACUCAAACCUUACAAAAAUGGAAUGAUUGACCUCGAUACCUGCAAAAUGAACGGAAAAAUGCACCUGGAGUACGACGCACACUGGCGGUGGGUUCAGUCGCAAGAAGAUGUGACCUUUUUGUAAGAAGGACGACGAGAGAUGAGACUCAAGCCAGCGUUAAGCAAUGCCUCUGUCGACCUCUAAGACUGGAUCAAUGGUGGACUGAAAAAGUGAGGCCUGUUGUGAAAUGCAAAUAGUGAGACUCUUCUUGUCGAAAGACACAGGGUUCGACUAACAAGGAGUCACAUGUUUUGUCCUGUCUUUGCUUCCUGUGAAUGCACUAACUUAUUUACUUGCUAUAAAACAUUGAUGUCAGUAUUAAGAUGGAUGCAAACUUCAGGAUUUUGACCAUAUAUAGCCAGAUUUGGCUAAGCGUAUUCAAAAAGCCUUUUUCAUUGUUUUUCUUUUUGUUCCCUGAUAUCCUUUCUUUUCUAAAGCACAGUAAGACGAUCCGUCGGAGAGACGAAGAUAAGUUUGCUUUACUUUAACUUUAACGCCCUAGCUAUGAAUCAAACCCAGGGACAAAUCAAAGAAUAUUGUUAAUAACUCUACACGCCCUGCAGUGAACCUUUAUUAAGGCCACUACUGGAAGUUAGUUAGUGAGACCCCAUCAACACAUUAUGUUUGAUUCACAAAUGGAUAAUAUACGGUAUGAACUCUUUGUUUUAAACAAUUUAACUGAAAUCUUGAUGGUUGUAGACAGUGCUACUUGAUCAAAUAUUAACAAAAUAUAAGUAUUGUCAUAGCUGGCUCAAGC